Molecule: messenger RNA, 1152 nt
Organism: Caenorhabditis remanei
Lineage: Eukaryota; Metazoa; Nematoda; Chromadorea; Rhabditida; Rhabditidae
Exons: 7
Coding region: 1-1152 (383 amino acids)
Cellular component (GO): cytoplasm
Source: RefSeq, a predicted model, not a curated record
AUGUUGGUGUCGCCGACGGCCACUGCAACCUCUAUUGAACAGCAGACUAUUCAUGAUCUCAGAUCAAUCCUCCCACAAAUCGACAAUUUGAACGAUGGAUACGUGCUGCGUUGGCUUCGUGCAAAAGGCGGACGAUUCGAUGAGACAGCAGAGAGUCUGAGAAAACAUGUGACGUUUCGAAACGCGUGGCAUUUGGACACGAUUCAUCAGUGGACUCCGCCAGAGUGCCUCGAAAAAUAUUGUGGAUAUGGACUUCUCGGUGACACCGAGGGACGUCCGAUUCUGAUGUCACUUCUGGGAAAUGUUGAUGUCGAGGGAUUGUUGAGAUCUGUCGCCUCACUGGAUUAUAUCAAAUUCUCAUUGGCCGCAAUCGAGAAGGGAAUGAAACUUUGUGAGCAGAAGGCGGCGGAGUCCGGCCGCCCAUUUGAGCAAAUGACAUUGGUGUUCGACCUGGAAAACAUCACAUCCGCCCAUUUCUCAUGCAAACAAUUCGCUUCGUCAUUCACCACUCUCGUCAGCUUAUUCCAGGAUCAUUAUCCAAUGGUCUUGAGGAAAAUAUUGAUUAUUCGAGCCCCCGAAAUGGCACGAAUCGCCUAUGCAUCGAUUACCGCUAUCCUUCAGGAUCCAAUCACUCGUCUUGUCGAAAUGCCAUCUGAGUCCGACUGGAAAUGGUCUCUCGCUCAAAUCGUGAAUCUCGAAGGUUGGCCAAUGUACUGGGGAGGUAACCUCGUGGAGAACGGUGAUCCAAAAUGUCCAUCACGUAUCAAGUAUGGGGGCGGAGCCGUCGAUGAGUCAUAUUUCGUGGAUCCGAAGAAAGCGAUGGCGGAUUACGAUCAGUUGACAACUGUUUAUGCGGGGGAUAAGCACUUGAUUCAGAUUAAAGUGAAACGACCAAGUCGGAUUAGCUGGACCUACAUGACCGACGAGGACGACAUCGGCUUCGAAAUUCACUACGAUAAAACUGGCGCCUGCGACAAAUUGACUGAAAUGGAGACUGUCUAUCCAUACAUUCGUCUGGAAUGCACCAAUGUUCCAAUCACCGGACAUUUGGAUGUGACCGACGUCGGAAAUUACGUUCUGGAAUUUGACAACUACUACUCGUGGUUCUCCGCCAAACAACUUCGCUACAACAUCGAGAUUGAGGAUUUGUAA